AGCACGCCAACCGUACCAACUCAGCAGCACCACCAGCAGCUUCGCUUGCUCUCUGUGCCUCUCUGGCUGGCAUGGCGUCUUCUGGCGGCGCGCGCUCACCGGCGGCGGUGGUCUUAGACGACCUUGUGGAUGUUCGCGACCGCGUGGCUAUGCUGCAGACCGUGCUGCAGGAGUCUUCGCCUGGGGCGACCGUAGAAGCGGGGGAGCUGGUGGAGGGGAUGACGGCCAAGCUGUCAAGCGCCUUGUCGGCCGUUCUCGGCACCGGCGACGGCAGCGUGGCGUCGUCGUCGUCGGGAGCAGGCGGGGGACCGGGCGGGAGGAGGAGGAGAACCGGCGCGGCGUCGUCCGGGCCGCACCGCCGGAGCAGCUCCAGGGGAAGGAUGAAGAGCCCUCUAAUCAAGACGGUCACCGCUACGACGCUCACAGAUGGCAAGUCAUGGAGGAAGUACGGACAGAAACAGAUAAAUGACUCAACUAACCCGAGGAGCUACUACAGGUGCACGCAUUUGCCAGAUCAAGGCUGCAAGGCCAAGAGGCACGUCCACGUAUCCGAGGCCAACCCGUCGGAGUACACCAUCGACUACUACGGCCAGCACACCUGCAGGGACCCCUCCACGUUCCCAUCGCUCAUCGUCCAAGGUGCCGCCGACACUGCCCCGCCGCCGGACUGCGCAAACCUCAUCAGCUUCGCGCCCAUCAAUGGAGCCAACCGCGCUUUCACCGCAAGCACGAGCACGAGCGCUUUUGCUCAUCAUCUUAUGAAAGAACCGGUUGAUCAUCAUCCAAUGCUCUUCUCCCAAUUCUCCAACUACAGCUCCUCGCCGCCGGCUCAGGAGGGUAUACCCAGUGGCUCGUCAUCGCGGGCUUGCCACGAAAGGUUCAUGCAGUACGCCGGCGGGCAAUUUGUGGACAUAACUGGCCGGAGUACGUCGCCGUUGACCGUGGGAUCAGCCCCAGCUGAGUACUGGCCAGUGGUGGGUGUUGCCGGUGUCGACAUGGAUGCUGGCGCGGGCAUGGACAGCUUCCCUUCCUCGCCGAGCAGCCUCGGGUUCAUGUCGGGAUCGUUGGGGGGAUCAUUUGGCAACACCGUUUGCGACGACGACCUGUUCAGCUUUGAUUCCUGACCAUGCCUAUGUGCAUGUGCAUGCUAAUUGAGCUAUUAGUUGGGUGUGCUGUCUAUGUAUAUAUGUUGUUGCGGGAUGUCUAUGUAUGUAUA
Molecule: messenger RNA, 1216 nt
Organism: Triticum aestivum (bread wheat)
Lineage: Eukaryota; Viridiplantae; Streptophyta; Magnoliopsida; Poales; Poaceae
Product: probable WRKY transcription factor 33
Exons: 3
Coding region: 72-1124 (350 amino acids)
Biological process (GO): regulation of DNA-templated transcription
Molecular function (GO): sequence-specific DNA binding; DNA-binding transcription factor activity
Source: RefSeq, a predicted model, not a curated record